Cladocopium goreaui is the source of this 804-nucleotide messenger RNA. The record is from the annotation of a GenBank genome assembly. Lineage: Eukaryota; Dinophyceae; Suessiales; Symbiodiniaceae.
AUGAGGUCCAGUAGGUUGCUUUUGGAAGGGACAGGGCUGAGGACGCCAUGCCUUUGCGUUGUUUUUCAAGAGUCCAAGAUGUAUUCAAGCACGCUCCACUGCAAGCAAGCAGAAGAGUGUUAUGGAUGCAUGGAGACAUUGUGGGUUGGAGAGGAUCUCCAGCACUGCCAAAAAAUCAGUGCCAAGGUGGUGGAGUUGACUUUCCUGGGGUUGGCAGAAUGCCACGAGGGCGUUCACGAAGUCGUUCGCGAGAUGGUGUGGGUGCUUGCUGUGGCUCUUUGCGUUGACUGGGCGAGAGAGAAGGGCAAGACAGACAAGGAACUCGUGGAAGAAAUGCGCAAGGCAGACAGAGAGAAAGCUGUCUGCUCGUCGGGCAAGGAAUAUGCCAAGAAACCCGUGGGCUACAAGGCGGCCUGUGCUCUGCCUCGUGAGCAAGGUGCAGCAUCGCACCGUCUCAUGGAGGAAGAGACCUUUGUGCCCAUGAAACAGGUACGAAGGCGGAGUCCCUCACCUAGCAAGGGAGAGCAGGAUUUCCGCCGCAAUGCGCCGUCCGCGGAACACCAGGCGCGGAUGCAGCAGCUCUUUGAGAAGUAUGGUAUGGCUAAGGGCUCUGAGGGUGGACGUACAGGGCAUGACAUUGAUGGGCCAGAGAUGAUGCGCUUCGGUCAGAACCUCAAUUUACAUAACUAUAACUACCACCAAAACAUGAGGCCCUUUUCCAAAAUUUUGGGAUAUGUCCAUGGCCAGUGCUGGUUCAACAUACGUGGGACCAAAGGUAUGAGGAACGAUCAUCCGCAAGUAUAA